Molecule: messenger RNA, 1006 nt
Organism: Camelina sativa (false flax)
Lineage: Eukaryota; Viridiplantae; Streptophyta; Magnoliopsida; Brassicales; Brassicaceae
Source: RefSeq, a predicted model, not a curated record
AUUAAGAAUGGGUUACAAAACCAAUUCUUACAACAUGGCAGAAGAAGCAACUUUGCCGAAAACGCAAGAUCGUGAACUCACCUGCAAAGAAGGUGGACUGGUAUGCACAGGCUUUUGCGGCGGUAUCUUCACCGUCAUCGCCUUAUUGGUGUAUCUCUAUAACUUCGUCGACAAUGCUCCCUGCGACGCUAAAUUCUCAAUCCAAUCCAUUGCCCUAUCCCCCUCCUCCGCUACAUGGCAUGUUGAUUUCCUCGUCAAAAACCCUAGCUCUAGGUAUUCUAUCCUCUACGGAAGCGAUGAAACUGGGGUGAGGCUUGGUCCCUUAAACGCUGCCGUUUUAAAUACUUCUAACGAACGUAAGUCUCCAAGUCACACGGCUUUCUCAGUGGAUUUCGUUGCGGAGGGUAAUCCAGACGUCGUUCUCGAACAAUUAGAUAUUAAGUUAAGGGCAAAGCAUAAAAAUUACGGAGAGAGCGAUAACGCAGGACAUGUUGAUAUAAGGUGUCAUAAUCUAACCCGAAGCCAUGAGAAUGUUGAGAAGAUUCAUUGUCACUCUUCUUUCACAAAGUUGAAGAUUUUAUCAGGCAAUUCAGUCUCCGUCUCAAACGCAAACGUUUCAGCCGCUGAUUGGAGGAUUGGUUUCGUCGCAAGGAGUCCAGUCACAGGCUGUGAAAUCUCUCUACAUCCUCUCAGUUCGCGUUUACUCCGUGGCAGCCAAGUUAUCUCCAACCCAUCAUCUCCCUCGCCGCUUUCUUUAGGAAACAGUACUGAUAUCGUUUUCGAGAAGGUGGUUAUGCCGCAAGUUACUGGAGACGUGAUUUGGGAUCUUCGUGUUGAGAUUAUGUAUGCUAUGAAGACAAGUACUAGAUAUUUAAGAGGUUUAUUGACGGCUGUUUGUCCCGAUAUUCCGGUGAAAUUCACGACGGAUCCGGCGGGAAAGAUGACGGGAUCGUUGCUAGGAAAUAUGAGACGGUGUGAGCAUAAAUUGCGCGCAGACUUGGCUUAA